Messenger RNA from Carcharodon carcharias (great white shark), 2414 nucleotides. RefSeq names its product C-type lectin domain family 4 member A-like. The transcript is spliced from 5 exons. NCBI's taxonomy places the organism in Eukaryota, Metazoa, Chordata, Chondrichthyes, Lamniformes, Lamnidae. Bases 39 to 488 code for a protein of 149 amino acids. The record is from RefSeq and is a predicted model, not a curated record.
AUCAUCUUUUGAGAGAACUAGUUCUUUCAGCUGAGAACAUGGAGCUGGACAAUGUUUAUCUAAAUUGUGAUCAGAUUCAUCACAAUCAACCAAAAAGAGGCAGAGGAAAAGAGGAAAACUUGAAAUCAGAACAAGGUGCCCAAUCAGCAGAGUCCGCCCGAGGAAAAUGUCCAUCUCUGGUCAUCUACAUUCUCCUGGGUCUCUCCAUCUUGCUGUCUGUGGUGAUUCUAAGUACUGCAGUUAUACUAUUUACAGGAAUAUCUGAGAACACAAGUCGAUCGCUCGCUGAACUUCGGACUCAAAUUUCACAGCUGAAGGAGAAUCUAUGUUAUUCCCGGUGUCCUGGCCAGUGGAGGAAGUUCGAGCAACACUGCUAUUACUUUUCAACAAACAAAAAAACUUGGGCAGAUGCCCAGAAAGCCUGUGCAUCAAUGGACGCCAAUCUUGUUGUCAUUAACAAAGCUGAGGAACAGGUUUUGGGGGAUUAACCAGCCCAAUCAUGAAGAAAAUGAAGAUUGCGUCACGAUGUUUGAUAAAGGAGAAUGGCAUGACUGGCCAUGCAGUUCCUUACAUCCCCCGAUCUGUGAAAAAUCAGCAUUAUCCUCUAUUCAUUAAUGUUACAGUCAGUGGAAAGUGAAUCUAUUUUUAAAUGUUCACUCCAUGUACAUUAGUCAGGCAGUCCUGGAACUGUAAUGAUAUGGAGGGUGUGUGUGGCCAGGGAUCUCCCCCCUCCAUUUCCUGAUUGGGAUUCUCCUAAACCCACAGGACACAUUCAGUUUUGCUUCUUUGUCUUAACCAGCAAUCCAGAAUGACCCUAUUAUCCUGAACUUUGUUGAAUCAGAUCCAAUCUUCCAGAACAUUGAAAAGAGCCAAUGCAAUGUUUGUACACCAACAUGCCUGAUUGCUCCCAUUCCAUUGGAACAAGCUGCUCUGGUUAUCUCAUACUUACAGGACUGUUUGGAAACUGAUAUGUGAUCACCCACCGUGAGGGAUGUAAUGGAUUUUCAACAUUUCCUGCUCUCUUCAGCCUAAGAGCGUAGACAGAAAAGCCUAUGGCCUUGGAUGCACUCAAAUUAAAUGAUUCAAUCACUCUACCCCACCUCUCUCCACUUUCCACCUCCCCUCCAAGCACAACCUCCAUUUUCACCUCAACUCCCCCCUUAUCUCACCUGCCCCAUCUUGACCCCUUUCCCCUUAACCCCCAUCACACCCUAACCCCCACCUCCUCAGUAAACCCACCUACUCCUCCACUCCACACUCCCACCAAACACCUCUUCCAGCCCUACCUCCUCCUCCUCUUUGUCCACCACACACCUAGGAGUUAGCCACAGGCCUGAUCAGUGUUGGAAGCAGACGGGAUUGGUCAGACCACAAUUGAUGAGUUGCAUCAGGAUACCCGACUGGCCCAACUUACUGUUUAAGAGUGAGUAAUUGAGCCAUAGGGCAUCAGAACACACACAAGCCAAUUUUUGGUCCAUUUCUCAACCAUGUCUUCCUUGGCAGCUAAUGGGAUUAUUGAAAGGUAUGACUUGUCCAGUUUAAAACUUUAACCAACCGACACACACAACGUUGUAAACAUAAAAAAUAAGAACACAAGGUCCUUGGAUCCUUUUCUGCCAUUCAGUAAGAUCAAGGCUGAAUGUUUACAUCAAUUCCACUUUCUUGUUGAUUCCCUAAGAGUCCAAAAAUCUCUGAAUCUCAGUCUAGGUUAUGCCCAUUGGUUGGGUAUCCGCAGCCCUCUGGGGGGGGUAGCGAAUUUCAAAGAAAUGUCUCUUUAUUGUAGAUCAACAUUGACACACUUUUCCUGAGUCUUCGGCUUGGAUUUUCAUCCUUCAGGGGGUAGGAGGAGUCUGGAAAAUUCGGGGCUUGGGCCCGCCCAACUCGGGAGAAAGUGCCCGGCAAGGCAGGAUUUUUAUUGCUGGGGGCCAGAUGCGAGCUGAAGUCGAGUCAGCUGAAUAAAUACAGAAGCAGCCACACUGUGUGAUGAGGUGGGCAGUUUAAAAGGCUGCCUUAAUGCCAUGGAACUUUGUCCCAAUGGAAAAAAAAACACAAAGCCUUCCAGUCCUCACUCCUCACACCUGGCUUCACCCUCAAAACACUCCUCAAGCCCCAUCUCAUGCCACCUCACACUUCCACUCACCCCCAAGCAUGAAGGUCAGCUGAGAUCCCAGACAUCAAUGAGAAUAAGCUCUGAAGAAGAGUCAUACGGAGUUGAAAUGUUAGCUCUGUUUCUAUCUCCACAGAUGCUGCCAGGCCUGCUGCGUUUUUCAAGCACUUUCUGUUUUUAUUUCAGAUUUCUAGCAUCUGCAGUAUUUAGCUUUUAUAUUAUGGACAUGCCAGAGCCUGGCAUAGAGGCAUGAGAGGCCUGGUUUGUGGAAGGGCACAGCCUGGCAUAGGGGCCACAAGGGAAUAUA